AAAAGGAGGGCUGGGCUCUGGGCUAGACCGAAACCGUUCCGGAAUUUAAAUCCCAACUUUCUUUAGCAGUCUCGCGCUUGCAAGCCUGAGAGCACUUUCCAGCGGGACAACAGUCCGCCCGUAGUGUCACAGAACCCGGCUUCCCGGUGUCGUCAGAGACCCGACGAAUUCCGGUUCCUGCUCUAGGGUAAAUGCUCACGUGCUAGGGUGUUGGUUCUCUUUGGGCUUCCGUGGGCUCCGGAUGGAGGGGUUGUGCCUCUGGAAAGACCGAGCAGAAUCAGCAGCAGCCUCAUCUCUAUCCAAAGAUCAAAACCCAUGAAACCACUGUUUACUCUGUAUAUUACUGGGAAAACAAAAGAGAAUUUAAAAAACCACUCAGCUACUGUUGCCUGAGAAUGUAGUUCUUCAGUCUGUCAUCAUGGGUAUCCGAGGACUAAUGAGUUUUGUGGAAGAUCAUAGUAAUGAGUUCUUCACUGAUUUGAAGUUGCGGGACACAAAAAUUGUCAUAGAUGGCUACGCUCUUUUCCACCGACUUUGCUUCAAUUCAAACUUGGAGCUCCGUUAUGGAGGAGAUUAUGAUUCUUUUGCAGAUGUUGUACAAAAAUUUUUUGAGUCACUGUUUGCUUGUAAUAUAUGUCCAUAUGUUGUACUAGAUGGAGGAUGUGACAUUUCUGACAAAAAGCUUACAACUUUAAAGGAUCGAGCUAGAGAGAAGAUCCAGAUGGCCCAUUCUCUUUCUGUUGGUGGAGGUGGGUAUGUGUGUCCCUUACUCAUCCGGGAAGUGUUCAUACAGAUUUUGAUCAAACUGCAGGUAUGUUUUGUCCAGUGCUUUUCAGAAGCAGAUCAGGACAUUAUGACACUUGCCAAUCACUGGAAUUGCCCUGUUUUAUCAUCAGAUAGUGACUUCUGCAUUUUUGAUUUGAAAACUGGGUUUUGCCCAUUGAAUAGCUUUCAGUGGAGAAAUAUGAACGCUAUUAAAGGGACAAAAAACUACUAUAUUCCCGCCAAAUGCUUUUCUCUUGAUGCCUUCUGCCAUCACUUCAGCAAUAUGAACAAAGCUCUGGUACCUCUCUUUGCAGUGCUAUGUGGAAAUGAUCAUAUUAAUCUGCCUAUAGUGGAGACAUUCUUAAGUAAAGUAUGCCCUCCUCUUAGAGCUACUAGCUCUAAAGGGAGGAGACAUCACCGAGUUCUGAGACUUCUGAACUGGUUGUCUCAUUUUCCUGACCCUACUGAAGCACUAGAUAAUAUUCUGAAACAUCUGCCAAAAAAGGAUCGAGAAAAUGUUAAGGAACUUCUCUGCUGCUCCAUGGCGGAAUACCAGCAGUCCCAGGUGAAGCUACAAAACUUCUUCCAGGAUGGUACUUUUAUCUGUCAAGUUGCCAUGAAUCUGGGUUUACCAGAAUGGGUGUUGGUAGCUUUGGCCAAAGGUCAGCUAUCUCCAUUCAUAAGCGAUGCUUUGGUACUAAGACGGACCAUUCUUCACACUCAAGUAGAGAACAUGCAGCGACCAAAUGCCCACAGAGUCGCUCAACCUAUCCGGCAGAUCAUUUAUGGGCUUCUUUUGAAUGCUUCGUCACAUCCAGAAAACAUGUCUCCAAAUGCAUUGCCUUCUCAGCCUCUAGCUUUCUGUGAAGUGGAAAGAAUUAAUAAAAAUAUCAAAACAUCCAUUGUUGAUGCAGUAGAACUGCCCAAGGAUUAUACUGACUUGACCAAACUGACCAAGCUCUCCUUGGUUAGGCGGCAGAUGCUUCUGUUAGAAACUCUGAAGGUGAAACAGACUAUUCUGGAGCCAAUCCCACCUUCUUUGAAGUUGCCCAUUGCUGUCAGUUGCUACUGGUUGCAGCACACAGAAACCAAGGCAAAGCUCUAUCAUCUGCAAGCUCUACUGCUGGGGAUGCUGAUGGGGCCUUUGCAUGCCAUGAUCAACAGCUCUGAUAAGGAAGAUCUGCGGGAAGGUGGUGCUAAGAUGUUGUAUGAAGACUUCCAGAGGGAGAAGGAGCCACCACGCCAGGGCCUGAGUUUGGAUUUAGACACGGCUCACAUCUUCUGUCAGUGGCAGUGCUGUCUCCAGAUGGGGAUGUAUCUCAAUCAGCUGCUGUCCACUCCUCUCCCAGAGCCAGACCUAACUCGACUAUAUAAUGGAAGCCUUGUGCAUGGACUAUGCCGACAACUGCUAGCAUCAACUUCUGUAGAAGGCCUCCUGAACACAUGUCCUGAGGCUAAGCAACUUUAUGAAAAUCUGUUUAAUGCCACGAGGUCAUAUGCUCCAGCUGAAUUAUUCCUACCAAAGGGUAAAUCAAAUACAAGGAAAAAAAGACAGAAGAAAAAGGGUACCAGUUGGUCAAAUAACUGUGGGGAAAUCACCUCAGACACUGGGUGCUGGUAUGACGGAAGCAAUCGCUUUGGCCUGUUAAUGGUGGAAAACUUGGGAGGAACACAUUGAGGCCUCCAAGCCUGAAUAAACUGUCUGCAUCAAACUAGAUAUAUAAUUCUAAUAAAUUCUAAUAAAUUUUUUUCGAAUAA
Molecule: messenger RNA, 2523 nt
Organism: Heterocephalus glaber (naked mole-rat)
Lineage: Eukaryota; Metazoa; Chordata; Mammalia; Rodentia; Bathyergidae
Source: RefSeq, a predicted model, not a curated record